AUGCCACAUGGGCAGGCCACUAAGAGGAGGUCGAUGAAUUCAGUGUCAGAGGCAACCCCGACUAAGGUCCCAGCUCACUUGUCAACAUCUCCAUCAUCGCAGACAACUGGUAUUUGUCCGACGAGGGGUAAGAAGACUAGUAGACUUAUCACCCAACAUGGUGGCAAGAAGUUUUUUGUUGGAGUUUCUAGUGAGCGAAGAACAUUUGUGGCUCUUAAUGCCACUAAGGCAGCUAAUGAAUUGGGGGCACAAAUUCAAUUACAAGCCCCUUUGCAAGGAACAGAAAAUUGGAAGGACGUUCCACCAGCCAUUCGAGCAGCUAUUGUGCAAUCCGUGCAGGAUAAGUUUGAGGUUAAAGGAUAUGAUGAGAGCCCACUUACACGAGAAGUUAUUGACACAAAGGCCAUACAUUUGUUCAAAGGCUGGCGAUAUCAUAUGAAUCAACAUUACAAAGCGUUGGGGAAAGCAGGGACAGAUCCUUAUAGUAACCCAUUUGUUGGAGUGAGCGAAAUAGAUUGGAGGUACAUGAUUGAUCAUGUGUUUCUUGGUGACACACACAAGAAACAAUCAAAAAGGGCCAUAGACAACAGAAAAAAGUUACCCUAUAAUCACACCAUGGGUUCAAGGUCAUUUUCAGCAACAAUCUCAAUUAAGGGAAUUGAAAAUGGCAAGGAGCCUCACAUCGUAGAUUUUUACAAGACCUUAUAUUGGAGUAAGAAAAGAAUGAUUGGAUUGAACCAGUUUGUUGGCUGUUAUAUGUAAGUAUACCUUUACUAUAUUUGUUAUUCAUAUUCCUAACUACUUGUUUUUUGUUUUCUUGGAUUAAUUACACUUUACCUCCUCCUGGUUUUACUCAAAAGCACUUUACCCACCUGAAGUAUACAAAUAUAUACACACAGUUAUUAAAACUACACAUAUAAUCCCCUACACAACCCGUACAAGUAGGAAUUAAUACUUGAGACCAAAUUAACCACCAAAAUAGAAAUAGAGUUCUACACAGUAAUUAAAACUACACAAAUUUUCCAACCAAUAACAUGAUAGGGCGCAUGUUGCAGCCACCACCAAGUUAACAGUCUAUUCCUUUGAAGAACAAGAGAGACAUUAUCCAUGGAAGGGCGCCCAUUGCAGCCACCUCCAAACCACCAAACCAGUCCCAACAGCUUUACAUGAACCUGUCCAGAAAAUAGGUUCAAUGAUUAAUUUCCAAGACAACACAAAUUGUUCCAAUCAUAAAGCAACAAGAAUAAAUG
This is a messenger RNA of Camellia sinensis, 1250 nucleotides long. Lineage: Eukaryota; Viridiplantae; Streptophyta; Magnoliopsida; Ericales; Theaceae. The record is from RefSeq and is a predicted model, not a curated record.